Messenger RNA from Coccomyxa subellipsoidea C-169, 1457 nucleotides. RefSeq names its product spermidine synthase. Lineage: Eukaryota; Viridiplantae; Chlorophyta; Trebouxiophyceae; Coccomyxaceae. Gene Ontology annotation, biological process: spermidine biosynthetic process. The record is from RefSeq and is a predicted model, not a curated record. Gene Ontology annotation, cellular component: cytosol. Gene Ontology annotation, molecular function: spermidine synthase activity. The transcript is spliced from 9 exons. Bases 276 to 1232 code for a protein of 318 amino acids.
AUCUGAGUUUUUUUUCCUGCACAGUAGCGACAUAUUUCCAUUGAAAGAGCAUUUCUGUGAGUCACAGCAGGCUGGCAGCUGCUAGGUUUUUACAAGUGCCAACUGCAUUGCAGCAAAGAGGCGGGCAUUGUUUGAGAAGGCCAGCGACACAGUGCCCAUUUAGGCCCUUUCGUAAUAUAGCAUUCCGCUGCUGCGACAGGGGAGCAGGUCCAGUUAUCAGACAAGCCUCUUGUGCCAGGUCGGUCGGCGGCAGGGCUAGUAAAGAUAAGACAAGUAUGGCAGGCCACGAUGAAGCCAAGGCGAAGCCUGGAACGGCCGCAGAGGGCAUGGGAGUGGCCAAGGCCGGCUGGUUCACAGAGCUGAGCACCAUGUGGCCUGGCCAAGGCCUGUCACUCAAGGUGGAGGACAUCUUGUUCCAGGGGAGGUCCAAGUUCCAGGACGUCUGUGUGUUCCAGUCUCCUUCCUUUGGGAAGGUGCUGCUGCUGGAUGGAGUCAUACAAUGCACAGAGCGCGACGAGUUCUCCUACCAGGAGAUGAUCACCCACCUGCCGCUCUGCGCUCUGGAGGCGGAGCCGAAAAAGGUGCUGGUGGUGGGCGGCGGCGAUGGCGGCGUGCUGCGCGAAGUCGCGCGUCACCCCUACGUGCAGGAGAUCACCCUGGCAGAGAUCGACGAGAUGGUGCCGGAGACGUCAAAAAAGUGGUUCCCCGAGAUGGCGCUCGGCUUUGACGACCCCCGCGUCUCCGUCCACAUCACCGAUGGCAUCAAGUGGGUGCAGGAGGCUGAGCCGGAGACAUAUGACGCCAUCAUCGUUGACUCAUCCGAUCCGGUCGGCCCCGCCGAGGUCCUCUUCCAGAAGCCCUUCUUUGAGGCCAUGCACCGCGCUCUGAAGCCCGGCGGAGCCAUCUGCACACAGGGAGAGAGCCUGUGGCUGCACCUGGACAUCAUAAAGGAGCUGGCUGCCAUGUGCCACGAGGUGUUUGUGGGCGGCAGCGUGCAGUAUGCCUACACCACCAUCCCCACCUACCCAAGUGGGCAGAUCGGGUUCAUGAUUUGCGCGAAGGCCACCAGCUCAGGAACGCCCCUCGAUCUGAGCCAGCCCAGGAGACCGCCACCUGUCGCCCCCAAGGCUGACUACCCGCCCCUCAGGUACUACAGCGGGGAGAUGCACCGGGCUGCUUUUGUGCUGCCCAAGUUUGCUCGUGACGCCCUCACAAACAGCCUCACACUCUAGUGCUGCACAGCUCUCUAGACAUCACAAUUGCAUAUUAGAGGAUUGCCAGAGUGGCUUGUGGGCCAAGUUCUGGCGAUCGGACAGAUUGCUGUGGAUUGUUGAAAUGCUUCUCAAUCUGAAUUAUUCAUGUGAAAAGCUUAAGAGGUGUUCCUCCAAUUGGUAAUCCCGUCUUUUCACAUCGCCUGCAUCUGCUCGACAGUAUUUGUAAAGAUCUGGAGAUGGACU